Sinocyclocheilus rhinocerous is the source of this 3892-nucleotide messenger RNA. RefSeq names its product serine/threonine-protein kinase 10-like. NCBI's taxonomy places the organism in Eukaryota, Metazoa, Chordata, Actinopteri, Cypriniformes, Cyprinidae. Gene Ontology annotation, biological process: protein phosphorylation. The record is from RefSeq and is a predicted model, not a curated record. Gene Ontology annotation, molecular function: protein serine/threonine kinase activity; ATP binding. The transcript is spliced from 19 exons. The coding region runs from base 352 to 3378 and encodes 1008 amino acids.
CAGUAGAUUAAUGCAUUUUAAUGAUUUAUUUUUAUUUUGAAAAUACGAUUUUCUGGACUUCAGCUCUCAGAGCAAAGAACAGCUAGAAUCAAGAAUUUUCUUUGUCUGUGCAUUAUUGCAUUGGCAUACUGAUCACUAAAUGACUGCUAGUGUAACACACCAAGCUCUCCAAUUAUAACGUGCAAAGACGAACAUGUCAACACUGUUUCCUGAUUAGACAAGAGACUGAAUAGUAUUGGAUUGCAAUGGGAAUGCAAUAGCAGUUGCAUUGAUUUACGAUUGUUUAGACAUUAAUUGAAAGAAAUCUCCCUUUGUCAACCGACCAGAGAAAGAGACGUGUGGGAACUGGCCAUGUCCUUCUUUAAUUUCCGAAAGAUCUUUAAAUUGGGCGCAGAGAAGAAGAAGAAACACUAUGAUCACGUGCACAGGGACACAAAUCCGGAGGAAAUCUGGGAGAUUGUGGGAGAACUGGGGGAUGGAGCCUUCGGAAAGGUGUUCAAGGCUCGAAACAAGCAGACAGGCAUUUUUGCUGCUGCAAAGGUGAUUGACACCAAAACUGAAGAUGAGCUGGAGGACUACAUGGUGGAGAUCGACAUCUUGGCAUCAUGUGAUCAUCACAAUAUUGUCAAGCUGCUCGACGCGUUUUACUACGAGAGCAAACUGUGGAUCCUGAUAGAGUUCUGCGCCGGCGGAGCCAUCGAUGCUGUCAUGCUCGAGCUGGAAAGGCCUCUGACGGAGCCGCAGAUCAGGGUGGUUUGUAAGCAGUCUCUGGAUGCUCUGCAGUAUCUGCAUGACAACAAGGUGAUCCACAGAGACCUGAAGGCUGGAAACAUCCUGCUCACCCUCGACGGAGACGUCAAACUGGCGGACUUUGGCGUGUCUGCCAAGAACACAAAGACCAUCCAGCGAAGAGACACCUUCAUUGGAACCCCUUACUGGAUGGCUCCAGAGGUCGUGAUGUGUGAGACGUCUAAGGACAGGCCGUAUGACUAUAAGGCUGAUAUUUGGUCUCUAGGAAUCACUCUGAUCGAGCUGGCCCAGAUCGAACCGCCCAACCAUGAGAUGAACCCAAUGAGAGUUCUGCUCAAGAUCGCCAAAGCUGAACCGCCUACUCUCCAGCAGCCUUCAAAAUGGUCUCCUAAGUUUAAUGACUUCCUGAAACAUGCGCUGGAUAAGAACGUGGACAACAGGUGGAGCACAGCACAACUUCUUCAGCACCCGUUUGUGAGUAGUGUGACUGACAGCCGACCCCUGCGGGAGCUCAUCGCUGAGGCCAAGGCGGAGGUCACAGAGGAGAUAGAGGACCUGAAGGAGGAAGAGGAGGAAGAAGAUCAUGAAGGAAACCUGCUGCUUCCUGGACACAAACGCGCACCAUCUGACGCUAGCGUUGGAAGCUCUGAAGACGAGAAGCUUCCGCAGUCACCAUCCACAUUGGAGUCUGUUCCUGAGAAGAUUGAAGAGGCCUCUACACCCAAACUGCCAGAUGAUAAUGUUACAACUGGAAUAAAGAAGGAAGAAGAACCUCUGAAGGUGGGUGAGAACCACAUUGAGGAUGUAGCAGAACCUGGAUCUAAGCAACAAGCUGUGGAAGUAUCUCCAAAGGAAUCUCAAGAACCUAAAGCUGAAGAGAAGCCUGUAGAACCAGAGACUCCUGCUGAUACAAUAGUCCAAACAGAGGAGCAAAGAGCCAAACCUGAUGGAGAGAAACUGGAAGAGGAAAAGGAGGUGGUGGGCAAUGGUGAACUCAUAAAGGAAGUGUCUGCAUCAGACAUUUCUUCAUUGGAGACACCAACAGAACCUGUUAAACAAGCUGUGCCUGAUGAACCUAUUCCAACAUCUCCAUUGAAAGAAGAAGAGAGUUUUGAGGGAAAGGAGAAACCUGAACUGGUGGAGAAACAAAGCCCAGUGAAGCCUAGGUAUGUGAAGAAGGAGGACUCUGGGAUCAGUUCUUCAGCUGACAACAGCAGCAUAGACCUGAACUUAUCCAUCUCCAGCUUUAUUAGCAAAUCCAAGGAGCCAGGAACCGUCUCUCAGCAGGACAACAAGAGGCAGAAAAAGACUCUGAAAAAGACUCGCAAGUUCAUCGUGGAUGGUGUGGAAGUCAGCGUAACAACGUCCAAGAUCAUCACAGACAAUGACACCAAAAGCGAGGAGAUGAGAUUCCUCAGGCGUCAGGAGCUGAGGGAACUGAGACUUCUUCAGAAAGAGGAGCAGAGAGCCCAACAGCAGCUCAGCAACAAACUCCAGCAGCAGAGAGAGCAGAUCUACAAACGCUUCGACCAGGAAGUCACGAGUAAGAAGCGUCAGUAUGAUACGGAGGUGGAGAAUAUGGAGCGGCAGCAGAAACAGACCAUCGAGCGUCUGGAGCAGGAUCACACCGAGCGCCUCAGAGACGAGGCCAAACGCAUUAAAGCUGAGCAGGACAAAGAGCUCUCCAAGUUUCAGAGUACGCUCAAGAACCGCAAGAAAGAGGAGCUCUCGCCUAAACAUGUGAGCAUCCUGAAACAUAUUAGGGAGGAUCUAAUACAGACUCCUUGUGAGGAGGAGCAGGAGUUUCUUCAGAAGCAGCAGCAGGAUCUGGACAGCGCUCUGAAGAAGAUCAUUCAGCAGCACAAACAUGAGCUGGCCACUAUUGAGAGAGACUGUCUCAACAACAAGCAGCAGCUCCUCAGAGCCCGAGAAGCCGCUAUGUGGGAGCUGGAAGAGCGCCACCUACAGGAAAAACACCAGUUGCACAAACAGCAGUUGAAAGACCAGUACUUCAUGCAACGACACCAGCUGCUUAAAAGACACGAGAAGGAAAUGGAGCAGAUGCAUAGGUAUAACCAGCGUCUGGUAGAGGAGAUGAAGAACAAACAGACGCAGGAGAGGACCAGACUGCCUAAGAUCCAGCGCAGUGAUGCAAAGACACGCAUGGCCAUGUUCAAAAAGAGUCUGCGCAUCACGACCACAGGGGUCACGCCAGAACUGGAACGUGAGAGGGUCAAACAGUUUGCAGCACAGGAGGAGAAGAGACAAAAGAACGAGCGUCACCAUCAACACCAGAAACAUGAGACUCAGAUGAGAGACCUGCAGAUGCAGUGCGACGCCAACGUCGGAGAACUACAGCAGCUGCAGAAUGAGAAGUGCCAUCUGUUGAUCGAGCAUGAGACUCAGAAGCUGAAGGAGCUGGAUGAGGAGCACAGCACAGAGCUCAAGGACUGGAGAGAGAAACUCAGACCCCGCAAGAAGGCCCUUGAGGAAGAGUUCGCCCGUAAGCUACAGGAACAGGAAAUGUUCUUCAAAAUGAGCGGGGAGUCUGCAUGCCUUAACCCCUCCACCCAGAGACGGAUCUCAAAGUUCUACCCCGUCCCGAGUGUCCACUCCACCGGCUUUUAACACACACGUUCACACUAAAAGCACAGAGAUGCUAAACUGCAUUGGGACUGAACCUCAGCUGCCUUGUUCCCUCUGAUUGCUGAUGUCAGGCAGAACGAAGGAGGGACUUCGUUGUUCCAGUAAUAUACAGAGAAGUUUUUGCUUUUGUUUUUUUAAUUUAAGCUUUAAAAGUGGAUUUUCAGUGUGGUUUCCCUAAACAUUUCAGCAAUGGUUUAUGAAAGAUAAUGUGAUUCUAUAUGCCACUAAAUUGAUCUUUGUUUUUUUAUUUAUUUUUUGAAUCAGUGGUCUCAGUGUCUUAAUGUUGUGGUUUACUGUGAUAUUUUUAGGAUUAUAUCUGCGUACAUGGAAUGACUGUUCAACUUCAGGCUAAUUUGCUUGCACUAAACUAAGCGAAUGAUUUAACUAAAUCUAAAUCAGAAUCAAAAAUCUGAAUGGUAAUAAAAUGUUCUUAAAUCUAAUGAAGUUUAAAGGCACAUUAUUUAGAGCAGUGGUUCCCAACCCUGGUCCUGGAGGC